AUGAAGUAUCCCCUUCUGCUAUUAGGAAGCCUGAGUUUGGCUCACGGCCUGGCCCUCUACUACCCGUAUGUGUACACCGCCGAGGGAUCCGCCGUGUUUACGCCCACCCAGCGGCAGUAUAUCGCCAAGGAUCAGUUGGGCCAGUACUCGUAUGGCUACUCGGAACCUCUGUCCAGCAAGCAGGAGACCCACACCCUGGACGGAAUCACCCAGGGCAGCUAUAGCUACCAGGAUGCGACGGGAAAAUUGCAAACGGUUAAAUAUUUGGCCGAUGCCGAUGGCUUCCAUGUGGCAGCCACCAAUCUGCCCAAGGCCGUAGUUCCCCAGGAGUCCCUUGGAUUUGGUCCCAGGAGCGCCUCGCAUCCGGUUCAACAUCCCGUCGAGCAUCCCGCGGUCGGAUCUCAUCCUGUUGCUCCCCAUCCUGUUGGCCAUCAUCCCGUCGAGGCGCCACAUCAUCCCACUGUCGUGGAGAGCGGCCGAAGUGCCAACCAGCCAGAGGGACACCAUCCGGUGGAGCAUCAUGAGCAUCCCAUUGUCGGUUCACAUGGUGUCCACCCCCAACUGCCUCAUCCGGUGACUGAUACCGUGGAAGUGGCUGCCGCCAAAUCUCUUCACCUAAAACGCGUCGAGGAUGAAGCGGUGCGCAACCAGGUGCUGGCCAAGAUCCCGGUUUCAGUGGCCCGCAGCCACCAUGUGAUGCAGUUCCUCAAUCUUUGCCUGAUUUUCACCACCAUCGCCUUGGCCGCCGGAUCACCUAGUCUGGAGUAUGGAGCCCCACCAAGUUCGGAUACGAUCAGUCAGUAUCACACCCAGGAUGAGCAUGGUCAGUAUGCCUAUGGCUACAUGGCUCCACUGUACUCCAAGCACGAAACCCGCACCUUGGAUGGGGUAAUCCGGGGCACCUUCUCCCAUGUGGACGCCAAUGGCGAGACCCAGACGGUGGACUAUGUGGCCGACGCAGAGGGCUUCCAUGUGACCUCCAGUCUGCCCAACCAGCAGGCCAAUAAGGAAACCCCCGAGGUGGCUGCUCUGCGGGCUCAGCAUCUGGAAGCCCACAAUCAGGCCAAGUUGAGGUUAGCCGGCGACUCGUCCUUUGGCCCGCAGCCUGUUCAGGAUACUCCCGAGGUGGCGGCCGCCAAAGUGGCAUUCUUCAAGCGUUUCGAAGCCGAGAAGCUGCGCAAUCAAUUGCUCGCCGAGAAGAAGGUCCUGGUGAUAGCACCACCAUCUCCCAUCGGCGUGCGUUCCCAGCCGGUUUAUGUAUAUCAGCCCACCGCCACAGGAUUCGUCUAUAAUUAUCACACCAAGAGCCAGUCCCCAGUUCCCUCCAGGAAUUACCUGCCAGUGGCCUAA
Molecule: messenger RNA, 1350 nt
Organism: Drosophila takahashii
Lineage: Eukaryota; Metazoa; Arthropoda; Insecta; Diptera; Drosophilidae
Gene: Cpr72Eb
Product: Cuticular protein 72Eb
Cellular component (GO): chitin-based extracellular matrix
Molecular function (GO): structural constituent of chitin-based larval cuticle
Source: RefSeq, a predicted model, not a curated record